Pyrus x bretschneideri (Chinese white pear) is the source of this 1300-nucleotide messenger RNA. Its product is annotated as protein CANDIDATE G-PROTEIN COUPLED RECEPTOR 2-like. Gene Ontology annotation, cellular component: plasma membrane. The record is from RefSeq and is a predicted model, not a curated record. The transcript is spliced from 6 exons. Gene Ontology annotation, biological process: G protein-coupled receptor signaling pathway. Bases 158 to 1078 code for a protein of 306 amino acids. Lineage: Eukaryota; Viridiplantae; Streptophyta; Magnoliopsida; Rosales; Rosaceae. Gene Ontology annotation, molecular function: G protein-coupled receptor activity.
UCCCUAUCCUUUCCAGUCAUUGCUCCUUUACCCAACUUUGGUGGACUCUGCUAUUUUCCAAUCAUCCCAGAAUCCUCAAAACCUAGGGUUAGGGUUUUCGAUUUCAGUACCCAAAUCGCCAUUCAAAUUAGGACUAAUCUUUUUCCCCAAUUGAAAAAUGCAAGCUCUCGAAGAAGCUCCCUCGCAAUCCGGACUCCCAAUUCCACUCACCCAGGCCCCAAAUUCAACCAUAGACGACGGCGUUUCGGGCUCCGAAUUCUACAGCUGGCUCGGCGAAUGUCAUGGGUUCUUCCACAAUGUGGCUCUGAUCGUGCCCUCGCUUCUUUUCGUCCUGUAUUUGGCGUUUCAAUCGAGAAAAAGCUUCUCCAAGCUCUCCCAUGGCCGCUCUUAUAUCAUGAUUGCCUACUACGGGUGCCUCUGGCUUGUGAGCUUGCUCAAUCUUGCUUGGUGCUGUUUUCAGGCAUGGGAGUGCAGUCCUGGAAAAGAAGUAACAUGGAAUGUAUUAUCUUUGUUCACAACCUCUGGGAUGCUAUUUUUGGAAGUAAGCUUGCUGGCAUUUUUGCUUCAAGGGAAUUAUGCAAGUGGACUGGAAGCUUUGACACGGACUUUUGUUAUCUCAGGGAUCCUUGUUGUUUUGGAUGUACUUCUCAAGGCAAUAUAUCUAUUUGGACUUGGCAUUCCAUUGUUCAUCGACAAUAAUGACCGUGCGCAUCGAACAAAGUGGGCCUUGUGGGUUGUCCACAGGCUAGUGAUUACUGCAAUUUAUGGCUUCAUAUUGUUCAUGUACCAUUCCAGGUGGAGAGAGAGGUUACCGGCAAGACCUGCAUUCUACAAGUAUACCGCUAUCAUGUUUAUGUUAAACGUACUAGUACUGUUUGCUUGCUUGCUUACUGGAAAUGGGGCUGGAUUUGGAUUCUGGCUAUAUAGUGCUACUAUUGUCUGUUAUCACGCCUUUUAUCUUCCGCUUUUGUACGUAACAUUUCUGGCAGACUUCUUCCAGGAAGAAGAUUUACAGUUGGAGAAUGUGUACUAUUCAGAAAUGAAAGAUGCCGGUUUCUUUGACGCGGAUUGGGAGUGAUGCACUAAGCUCUAUAUCGAAGAUGGUUUUGGUUGUCCGGGAACUCUAGAACUUAAUCGCUAGAUGAUCCGGUUAUUACAUGAUGUACAUAGAAGUCGAUAUCUUACUGGAUUAGCAAAAUAUGUCAAUGGAUUUUGUCGUUUUUAAGUGUUUGUAUGAUGUGAUAUUGUAUGUUGUGUUGCUUUUGGCAGUCACAGAAUAAUGGAAGAUGUAUUUCAGAGA